Messenger RNA from Penicillium longicatenatum, 1005 nucleotides. RefSeq names its product putative RNA binding protein. The transcript is spliced from 7 exons. Gene Ontology annotation, cellular component: nucleus. Gene Ontology annotation, molecular function: mRNA binding. The record is from RefSeq and is a predicted model, not a curated record. Bases 1 to 1005 code for a protein of 334 amino acids. Gene Ontology annotation, biological process: mRNA export from nucleus. Lineage: Eukaryota; Fungi; Ascomycota; Eurotiomycetes; Eurotiales; Aspergillaceae.
AUGGAUCGCAGCUUGGAUGAGAUCAUUGGCGAGGACACACGCAAUCAGAAUCGUUCCUCCGGUGGUGGACGCCGCAACCAAGGCCCAGGCCGCCGUCGUGGCGACCGCGAUGGCGUUAGAAAGGUACUGCCUGCUCCGUUCCAAUCUCCCAAACCCUCGAUGACGGCGUCCGCCCUCCUCUUCCUUGACUGGGUCCACGACAAGUACGAUGAUGACAGAGAUACCCGUCCUUCCCGAGGUGGACGUCGGUCCCGUCGCUCAACCUCGCCUGAUCGCGGCCCUAUGUUGACCAAGGUCCGCGUCGAAAACCUUCACUACGAUAUCAACGAGAGUGACCUGGAGGAUCUCUUUGGCAAAAUCGGCCCCGUUACCGACCUUACCCUCGUCUACGACCGCGCUGGACGCUCCGAAGGCGUGGCCUACGUUACAUACAAGCACCUUAAAGACGCACACGAGUCUGUCAAGGAAUUCGACGGCGCCAACGCAAAGGGCCAUCCCAUUCGCCUGACCCUCGUCCCUGGCCGACGGGAACAACAUAAGAGCCUCUUUGACCGUGUGGAGCGCCCAGGUCGUGAUGCCCGCAGUUUGAGCCCCGGAGGUGCUCGUGGUGAGCAAUCAGAUGGCCGACGCCGUGGUGGUCGCGUCCGCCGCAGCGAUGUUUCGAAGCCCGCCCCCGAGAAUAUUGACCGCUACAUCCCCGGAGAGCGCGGUGAUCGUUCUCCUCGCCGCAACGGUGGUCGACGAGGUGGCCGCGAUACCCGUCGCAACGAACCUCGCAAUGAGAACGGAGGUCGUCGCACAGCGAAUGGUCGUCCUCGGAAGACGCAGGAGGAGUUGGAUCAAGAGAUGGAGGAUUACUGGGGCGGAAAUGCUGGUACAGACAAUGCUGAGAAGCCCGCCGAACAAGAACAGCAACAGGCUGCCGCUCCUGCUGCUGCUGCCACCGCCACCCCAGCCGCCCCCGCCGCGCCUGUGAACGACGACGACAUCGAUAUGAUUGAGUGA